Messenger RNA from Drosophila persimilis, 859 nucleotides. RefSeq lists its product as uncharacterized. The transcript is spliced from 3 exons. The record is from RefSeq and is a predicted model, not a curated record. The coding region runs from base 3 to 806 and encodes 267 amino acids. Lineage: Eukaryota; Metazoa; Arthropoda; Insecta; Diptera; Drosophilidae.
AGAUGUCCUUAGGCUGUACCUGCCUGACUCUGACGUUUUUUCUGGCUGGAUGUAUCUCUGGCGUGUCGGCGGCGUUCAAGUUUAACCCCAACCUCUACUGCGAUCUGCCGUACUGUGGACCGCACAACCUAGUUUGUGUGAAGAGCAACUUCACCUUUCAAUGCAAGCCCUCGGGUAAGUUUGUGAACUUGCGGCACCACCAGAACGAAAUAGUUGGGGCGUUGAAUAGCUUUCGGAAUAAGGCCGCCACCGGAGUGACGCGAUAUCUGCUGCCGGCCGGAAGGAUGGCUCGUAUGAGCUGGUCCGAAGAGCUCGAGUACUUCGCCAGGGCCGAUCUCAUGACCUGCAUGCCCCUGCCGCGCCCCUGCAUGACAUCGCCGAAUAUACCCAACAUUGGCAGUAUCUUCGACACCACCGCCUACCCGGGAAAGGAGAAGAAAAACGUUGACGUGGUCCUCAGUAUGAUAGCAGGAUGGGCAAAGGAGGCACAGUAUGUGACCAGACAGCAAACAGUAUACCUUGAAGAGCGCAAGGAUUCUAGAUCGACAUACAAGCCAGUUCUGCUGAUGACGGAACGCAAUACGCAGGUGGGAUGUGCUGGUUUCAAAUUUACCCAGGACCGAAUCAACUAUUUUUACGUGAGCUGCUGCUUUUCCACAGUCGGCAUGAAGCACACGGCCAUCUACCAAAUCGCCUUGAAGCCGGGUGUGCUCUGCAAGCGUCGUGAUGUCAAAUAUAAGAAUCUGUGCGCCAUCGGAGAGAAGUAUCCGGAGAAUACGCAAAUUUAUUCCGAUCAAUACAUGUGAUGGAUAAAAACUACUCCAUGAUAAUAUAUCCUCUCAUAAGGGCAUACUCGUAA